AUGUCCAAGCCAACCGAUCUCGUCGAACAAGCCAAGCAAGCCGCCGCCUACAAGGCAGUCGACCUGCACUUCCCUGAGUCUCCCAAGGUCAUUGGCAUUGGCUCCGGCUCCACCGUUGUUUACGUUGUUGAGCGUAUCGCCCAGCUUGCCCAAGCCAAGCCCGAAAUCGCAAAGAACGUUAUCUUCGUCCCCACAGGCUUCCAGUCCAAGCAGCUUCUCCAAGAUGCAGGCCUUAUUGUUGGUUCCAUCGACUCCUAUGCCGUUGGAGACCUUGACGUUGCCUUUGACGGUGCUGAUGAAGUUGACCCCCAGCUUAACUGCAUCAAGGGUGGUGGUGCCUGCCAGUUCCAGGAAAAGCUUGUUUCGCUGUGCGCUCGCAAGUUUGUUCUUGUGGCUGACUACCGUAAGAAGAGCGAUGCUCUCGGUGUUUCUUGGACUCAGGGUGUCCCCAUCGAGGUCGUUGGCAUGGCCUACCGCAAGGUCACCGCCGAUCUGCUGUCACCGGAAUUUGGUGCUAAGAAGGUCACUCUGCGUAUGGGUGGCAAGGCCAAGGCUGGUCCUAUUGUCACUGACAAUGGUAACUUUGUUUUGGAUGCUGACUUUGGUGCCAUCGACGCUGCCAGAGUCCCUAUUCUUGACAAGGCCAUCAAGACCCUUGUUGGUGUUGUAGAGACUGGUCUUUUUGUCAAUGCCGAUAUUGCUUACUUUGGUGAAUCAGAUGGCUCUUUCAGCACUAGAGAAAAGAGCGCUUAA
Molecule: messenger RNA, 753 nt
Organism: Magnusiomyces paraingens
Lineage: Eukaryota; Fungi; Ascomycota; Dipodascomycetes; Dipodascales; Dipodascaceae
Exons: 1
Coding region: 1-753 (250 amino acids)
Biological process (GO): pentose-phosphate shunt, non-oxidative branch; D-ribose metabolic process
Cellular component (GO): intracellular membrane-bounded organelle
Molecular function (GO): ribose-5-phosphate isomerase activity
Source: RefSeq, a predicted model, not a curated record